Messenger RNA from Cooperia oncophora, 465 nucleotides. The record is from the annotation of a GenBank genome assembly. Lineage: Eukaryota; Metazoa; Nematoda; Chromadorea; Rhabditida; Trichostrongylidae.
AUGUUGGAGGUGAACGGUGGACCGGGUGAACUGUUCAGAGCAAUAAUAAAGGAGCAGUUUGAGCGACUGCGCGACUCAGACAGGUUUUGGUUCGAAAAUAGACAGAAUGGGCUGUUCUCCGACGAGGAAAUUGGACUUAUACACAGUACUACACUGAGGGAUAUCAUCAGUGGAACGACAGGGAUAUCUGACAAAUCUCGCUUUCCGACUAAAAUUCCAAUUUUAAUUCUAUUUUGGGUGUUUGUCUUCGAGAAUGGCGACCCUUGCCCACAACCAUUUCAAGUGAAUGCUACAGAUCAGAAGUUCGUACAUAUUCACCUCUGGGACCUCAAUGAAUCGCCACUUCGUUUCAGGACUCGAGCAGUGUAUACCACUGAUGAGGUUCGAUCACGUCACCGAAGUAGAAGGAAACGAGAUAACCUUCAUUUUCACACUGAUAGGGAUAGGCUGCAUUCCACUGAGUAG